Molecule: messenger RNA, 762 nt
Organism: Trichophyton benhamiae CBS 112371
Lineage: Eukaryota; Fungi; Ascomycota; Eurotiomycetes; Onygenales; Arthrodermataceae
Exons: 4
Coding region: 1-762 (253 amino acids)
Biological process (GO): transport
Molecular function (GO): transmembrane transporter activity
Source: RefSeq, a predicted model, not a curated record
AUGCUCAAGCAUGAAGGACCACGCGGUUUUAUGGCUGUCAGAGUCACCAAUUUCACCGUCUACCAGAAGUGCAAGCAUGCCAUCUCCGACUUUGUGGAAAGACAGACGGGGACGUCUCCAUUAGCCGUAUACAACACUCCAGGCUCCCUUCCUACUUUCACCGGUGUCUCCUGUUUCAUGGCAUCUGGGAUGCUGGCCGGUCUCUGUGCUGCUCCUAUUGCAUGUCCCUUCGAACUCGCCAAAAACGUGGUUCAGACGUCUGUUCUCAUGGCAAGCAGCCAGCGUGGACCGACGGGAAAGGGCCUCAAGUAUACCUCUCUUCAAAACAUUCCACGUCUAUCGACUAUCCAGGCCAUCAAACAAAUCAUUUCUCGACAUGGCUUCAGCGGUCUCUACACCGGAAUGGGCCUUCACGUUGCACGAGACACAGUUGGCACCGGGCUCUAUUUUGCCGUUUAUGAAACAUCAAAGCAACUGAUGUCAAAGUACCUGGGUGACAACCAUUCUCCGUUCGGGCCCCAGUUGGUUGGUGGUGCACUCUGCGGCACCCUCCCGUGGCUAUUUACGUACCCCCUUGAUACCCGCAAAACUCGCCGACAGAGUAUGAUACUCGGCCAAUCCAAAGAAGUGGGAGCCGCCGUGGCCAAGAAUUCUGUCUAUACUGGACUAUCCGUCAUCAUCCUUCGAACGGCUGUGCAGAACAUGCUCCUUCUGACUAUGUUCGAGUAUUUCAAGAGAGAGAUCGAUAAGCUGGAAGUUUGA